GUGGUGCAUUGGAAGGGAGAGGGGUUUGAGGUCAAUAAUGGAUUUUGGAUUUUUCACGAAUUUCGGGUUUGCCUAACACUUUUAAAAGGAAAACCCAACGACUUAUCUUCAUCAAAGUUUCAUCAAAGAUUUUAACAUCAAGAAAAGCACAAGCUCUAUAAUUUAAAGAACAGGUCUUUAAAGCGAAUCCCUUUAACUUAAAAAAAAAACCUCAUUAAAUUAUUCUUAUUUUUCUGGUUUGGCUGGAGUAGGUAAAGACGACCGAAGAUCAGGAAUUCUCAGGCUUGCAUCCGGCACCACUAGGUUAGCUACAUUACAGGGCAUUCGCUGCAGGCAAAUUUGGUCCCCGCGAAAGUCUUCACGUUGUGAGGAUUUAUGGGACUCCCCUGCUACGUUCAAAUACUAAUAAAAAUAAUAGCUAAUGUUGAGUGCUUGCUAGGUAUUAAAUGUCUCUUAACCAGUAUCUGAAUUAAUCCUCCCCAAGCUACAGAAUGUGUUGGUACUAUUGGCUCUAAAUUAUGGGAGGGGGAACAUUGGGGCAUAGAAAGUUGUGUGUUUCCCAAGGUCACCAAGCUAGUAAAUGCUAAAGAGGUGAUUUAAAUCCAGCCUGAACUCCUACAGCCGUUCAGAGCAUUCUUGAGAUAAGAUCAUACAUUUGCUUCUGCCCCAGUCUCUAUUCACUAGCAUUUAGAGGCUGAGCCAGGAGAGGAUAGUAUCCACCUUUUGGACACACCACUAUUAUGUCUGGGAUUUAACAGGAAGUGUUGAUGUUCCUUUUUCAAAUUUAGUGUGUUCUGUUAAAUUUUACAAAUAUUUGACUUUGGCUAAUUUCAGGAUCUUGAAAAUCUGCCUUUGCUCUUUCAAAUGAUAACAUAUUAAAAUGUUUAAUUUUUUUUUCUUUGAUCCCCCAAGCUGUAAGGAGAAAUAGGAAUAGGAAAGUGGAAUCCAGUACUUAGGAAGAAAUUCUCCUUUGACUCAGGAUUCCAUAGUGGGAUGAUGAAGUUCUUCCUCUGGUAACUUUAGUAAUCUUAUUUGAUGUGUCCCAGAUUGGGGUGUGUGUGUGUGUGUGUGUGUGUGUGUGUGUGUGUGUGUGUGUAGUUCAGGAGGGCAUUGGGAUUAAAAUAAAGUGGUGGAAAGUUACAUACUUUCAGUUAUAGGUAAGUCCUGGGGAUGUAAUGUACAACAAGAUGACUAUAUGUAACACCGCUGUAUGGUAUAUUUGAAAGUUGCUCAGAAAGUAGAUCCUAAAAGAUCUCGUGGGGAGAUUUUGUUUUUUAAACUGUAUGAGGAGAUGGAUGGUAACUAAACUCAUUGAGGUAAUCAUUAUACAAUUUAUAUAAGUCAUUAUACUUUGUAUCUUAGACUCAUACAGAGCUGUAUGUCAAUUAUGUCUCAAUAAAACUGAAACAAAAAAGUCCCAAAGGCAUUAGAACACAGGAUUCCCUAUGAGCCCAACUUGCUGGAAACAGUCCUGGGAAAAUAGAGAUUUUCCCCUUACUUAUCGCAUUCUUUGAACUUGGCAAACAAGUUUUGAACACCCGGUAACAUAAUUUUUCAUGUAAAUUAGGCUUCUGAAAUGUCCUCCAGUUUCUGCCACUGUCAGAGAUUGGUGUAACAAAAAAAAAAAAAAAGUUUUUUAACUGCAAAAUGCAAACUCUGCUUUCUCUCCGUUUCUCAAAACAGAGACAUGUGUAGUUAAAGAAAUUAUUUCUCUGGUGGCAUUCUUUUCGUAGAAGGCUUGAAUAAUUAUCACCCAUGACUGAAGUUCCCCACAGUUUCAAAACUGAUCCGGUUCUGUUUCAGGUAGCUAGAAAUGAUUUAGAGUAGGUUUCAUAUAGCCCUAUUACUAUUUGUUUCUUGCUUGAGUGAAUCAGUAUAAUAGUGGUAUAAACAUGAUAUAAUAACAUAAGAAGAACGUUUGCAAAGAGGAUUUCAAAGAGGUACAUAUUGGUUCUUAGAAAGGAAGUAGGGAUAAGCUUAAAGGUCAUAAUUAAAAUCUUUCUAGGGAAACCAUAGCAUUCAGUGGUAAGAUUAAGAACCACACUACUGAAAUGUAGCUUGCAGCCUGCAACCCAUUCAACUGGCAUUAAAUUGGUAGCUGGUGAAAUAAGUAUUUUGAGUUGAAUUUUAAUUCUAAUGUGCCUGGCAAAGCAGAAUUGCGGUACAUUUCAUCUUUAUAGAUACAAAAUUGGAGUGCACUGUGCUAUUAGACAUGUGUUCUUAUUCACUAAUAUUAGUCAUUAAUUUCCAAACACACUGAGCUCUUACUAUACUGAGGAUGUGCACGAUUUCAUUCAAUAUUCAAAACCUAUCAAGUAGCUACGAUUAGUGUUUUUUUACAGAUGAUGAAGAUGAAGGUCCAAGAGGUUAGAUACCUUGCCCAAGAGCCAAAGCCAGGGUUUAAAUAUAGUGCCAAGAGGGGCAGGCUGGAGCGAAGCUGUCCCUAGAGCCUGCGGCCGCGGCGAGGGUAACACGCCGCGCAGACGCCGGGAGACCAUGGAGGAUGCGACCAGGACCUUUGGGAAAGGAAGCUGCCCCCCGGGGCCCGUCCCAGAGGGCCUGAUCCGCGUCUACAGUAUGAGGUUCUGCCCCUUUGCGCACAGGACGCGCCUUGUCCUCCGGGCCAAAGGCAUCAGACAUGAAGUAAUCAACAUUAACCUGAGAAACAAGCCUGAAUGGUACUAUACAAAGCACCCUUUUGGCCAAAUUCCUGUCCUGGAGAACAGCAAAUGUCAGUUGAUCUAUGAAUCUGUCAUCGCCUGUGAGUACCUGGAUGAUGCUUAUCCUGGAAGGAAGCUGUAUCCAUAUGACCCUUAUGAGCGGGCUCGCCAGAAGAUGUUAUUGGAGCUAUUCUAUAAGGUCCCACAUUUGACCAAGGAGUGUCUGGUGGCCAUAAGAUGUGGGAGAGAAUGUGCUGAUCUGAAGCUAGCCCUGCGUCAGGAAUUCUGCAACCUUGAAGAGAUUCUUGGCUAUCAGAACACCGUCUUCUUUGGUGGAGACUGUAUAUCCAUGAUCGAUUACCUCUUUUGGCCCUGGUUUGAGCGGCUGGAUGUGUAUGGAAUAGCUGACUGUUUGAACCACACGCCAGCUCUCCGGCUCUGGACAGCAGCCAUGAAGCAGGACCCCACAGUGUGCGCCCUUCUCAUAGAUAGGAGCAUUUUCCUGGGCUUCUUGAAUCUUUAUUUUCAGAACAACCCUGAUGCUUUUGAUUAUGGGCUAACUUGCUGAGUCUCAGUCUCCCCCUUCACAUCCAGAAUUCCCAAGCACGUCGUGACUCUACAUCAGGGAUUGUUUUGGUGGGUCAAUCAAUCUCUGUUCAUUUUCUUUGAGGUUCUCAAUAAAUGUGGAGACAGAAAAUGUA
Molecule: messenger RNA, 3361 nt
Organism: Herpailurus yagouaroundi (jaguarundi)
Lineage: Eukaryota; Metazoa; Chordata; Mammalia; Carnivora; Felidae
Gene: GSTO2
Product: glutathione S-transferase omega 2
Exons: 7
Coding region: 2497-3228 (243 amino acids)
Biological process (GO): L-ascorbic acid metabolic process; glutathione metabolic process
Cellular component (GO): cytoplasm
Molecular function (GO): glutathione dehydrogenase (ascorbate) activity; glutathione transferase activity
Source: RefSeq, a predicted model, not a curated record